This is a messenger RNA of Malaya genurostris, 3719 nucleotides long. Its product is annotated as probable serine/threonine-protein kinase clkA. The transcript has 8 exons. Bases 700 to 2928 code for a protein of 742 amino acids. The record is from RefSeq and is a predicted model, not a curated record. Lineage: Eukaryota; Metazoa; Arthropoda; Insecta; Diptera; Culicidae.
UGUUCGAGACGAACGUUAGUACAAUCAUUGGAAAAUAACGUGUUGUGGAUACGGGAAGCCUGUCGUUCCAGUAUAGUUUUUCACUUGAAAGUUCGGUUUAAAGUUUCAAACAGAUUUCAAAAAGUGCCAAAGGAAUUCGCAGCUGGAAUCUAUCUGGUCUGCCGUUGUUCUGUCUGUUGUGUGCAUAAAUCACAAUUCGUGGAGAAAAUGUUAUUAUUUGAAACAACAAAAUAAAUCACAAAUCACUAGCGAAGAUCACAGCAAGAAUCGAGAACAGUCUUCUGUUACCAAAAGGAUCCAGUUAGAUUAUUUGAUUUCUGUUUUUUUCUUCGUUACAGAAUACACCCCGAGAGUUAUCGUACGAAAUUAUGCUACCCGUGAAUAUCGCCACCCGCUGACUCCGCGCCGGGUGGUUUGAGGUAACACAUGAGUCUCAACGAGUUGUUCUAAAAACCAGCACUACGCUGCCAGGACAACUACACCGAAGAAAAAGGCAGAUGCGUCGUCAUGGAACGGUACCAAACUGAUAGUCCUUCGUUGCCAGUAGUGAAAAGACCGUGCCACCGCUUGUGAAAAUAACCGGUCGGUCCAAAUUGAAUGUGCAAAAUUGUGGAAGAAUAAGUGGAAUAAAUUACAUUCUCCGGUGAAGAAAGUGCUAGAUCGACAAGUUGGAAAAACGGAGGACAGCUGAUAGAGAAAAUGAUUGGUGCAAAGCUGUUUCCGCUGCUGAUUUAUGCUCCGUUCCUUCUGGGCAGUGCCGUCGUUGCCGUUACGAAUGUAGCAGAUUUUAUCGUAUUUAAUAGUGCUUGUUAUGACGAGAGCGAUUACGUGAAUGAUGAACAUAAUUUCAGUUUGCCAGAUCUUAUCGCGGCUAGUGAUGUGAUAAUAAGAGCAUUCGCCGGAGAUGGAAAUUACCUACGUCCUGCGCUGGUGGUUUCCGGCAGUGGUGAAAAUGGAAGUAAAUCCAAUCCAGCUAGUGAACGUGAAAUUGGUAAGGAAGCUGCCAGCAGUUCUGGCACGAAGAACUCCUACCGGCAGAAGAACGGAAAUGAGAAAAAUGAAAGUGCAAGUUCUCUAAACGAUGAAGAUUUUAUUGUACGAUUGGAGCCUUCCAUCGUCUACAAGGGAAAUGCAAUCUUCAAGAAACUCAAACUGAUCAACUGGCAGCAUUACGUAGUCAUCAAAAGCAUUACUAGCAGCCGGUUGAGAUUGAACAGAGAAUCUUCGGUGCCGCAUAAGAUCGACGAUGGCACACAUGACCGCAUCUUGGCGAACGGAACAAGCUCCACCGUAAACCAGGACAACAGUCAUAACAGUAGAUAUAGUAGACCAGUGUGCAAUCGUAACAAAAGCUUCACCAACAACAUAAAUAACAGUGCACAAGUACAUCGGCACCAGACCCGCUCCAGCAACGGAACAACGGAAGACAAUAACGGUAACAGUGAGGGCCCCAGCAAUAGCAAUAACAGUAACCUACACAACAACAAUGAGUAUAAUGCGGAAAAUAACACCCGUCAGAGGCUUAUGGUUUCGAGCGUAUUCAGUGAAAUAUUACCUACCGAGCUGAUCAUCUUUGGAAGAUUAGACCACAGAAAUAAUCUGCAGGUUGAUCUCUUCGAUGGUUUGCUGUUCUGGAGCCAGGAAUUGGAAAGCAUGAUUUGGCAUGCGCUGGGCUGGAGCGAGUGGAGUGAGUACACACCGUGCAGUGUGUCUUGUGGUGUGGGAGUGCAGCAACGUUUUCGGCAUUGUUCGAAAGGACUAGAACCAGAACAAAGCACACCUAAAACGGGAGGUAGCAGCCAAACGAUGUCAUCGGCACCGUUUCAGCACAAGUCGUAUGUAAAUAUUGAGCUGCCCGUGGAGUAUGGUUUGAUGAAUAAUGAAAAUGUAAAUCCCUCGUCAUCGUUUACAACACCACUGACGACAUCAUCUCACGGCCAAGGAGAUAGUGAAACCGGAAGGGGACGUUCCCUUCCUCGAUGGACCACGGUACCAUCUACUGGUAGCUAUAACCACGAGCAACAGCAGGAGCAUGACAAAGCAGAACCUCGGGGAACGCGGGAGGACACUUCAACGUCAACGACAGAGCUUCAGUUUGCAAUUGAGAGUCGUUUUAAUGAAAGUACUAAUGCAAAUAGUAGUAAAAGGAGCAUUCAACGGCAUCCACAAAUGAGCCAACGGCUUCGUCGAGUUUUUCUGCAACGUGAAAACCAACACAAUGAUUCCUUAUUCCUAGAACAAUCCCAGAGCAAAGCCGAAGGCAGUAGACACAUCUCUGCCACCGCAGAUUCUGGUUGUGAGGGUUAUAACAUUGAACAAAGGAAUUGCAACAUGUUUGAGUGCGCAGGCUCAGUGGAUCUUCUUUCGGCCAGUCUAAGUCACCAAUCGACUGUAGCAGACAUUUGGGAAAAUCGAAUAAACAACGGGAUAAGUCAAACAGAAACAAAUUUUACGCUAUUGUUGAAUGUUCGAUCUAGGAACAAGUCUCAUUAUGUCGACGAUCAUCGCACCAACAACAUUCUAUCGCUUCGUUCGCAAUUGAUCAGCAGCUCGAGUUUGUCGAUAAACUUCGUUAACGAUGGCCACGGAGGGUUGAAAAUAAUUCAGGAAAAGUUUGGCCUUUCGGAGAUGCUACCAAUUGAGCGGAAUUUAUUUGACGGCCAAUGGCAUUCGAUCGCUUUAAGUGGAAGGAACGGUGGCUUCAUAACGGUGUACAUCGACUGCCUGUGGGCUAACUCGUUCGUGCUUUCGAGAGGAUCCAUUCAACUGCCGCAGUAUCCGGUGAUUGAAGUUGGACACGAUAUUGAGCUCCAACAGUUGACACUGGUCCCAGGCGAUAGACAUCAGUUACAGUGUGCCACGGAUACAAUUCCCAUCACCGAUACCGAAAAUCGACAAGUGACCAACUAUUUUGAAGGCCUGAAUUAAGGUGUUUGACGUUUUAUCGAAUCGCGAAAAUCGACUCAAUGUAGGAGAAUUUUGUUUUGUAAGAAAUUACAUUUUCCCAUAGGACCGUAUGUUAAUGUAGAGAUAUUUUAAAUUGUUAGCUAUGCUUCGUAAAUCGAAACCAGUACAGAAAAGUAUUUUGAACUAAAUCCAGUGAAAAUAAUUGCGGUACGCCGGAUAAGUUUUGAUGAAAUGAAAUUCUACCAUGCAAUCCAAUUUUAGUCUUUCAUAUAUAAAAUAGUUUGAAACAGCUCCGCGUAAACGUGAAUUUGGGAUACGAACGUUUGUAACAAAGAAAUAAAAACCGUCCCGCAUGACUGACUUUUUAAAUACCGGUCACCACGAAAAUCGUUGAACGCAUUCGUGUUUAAGGACACAGAGUAUUCUAAAACAAUAGAAUACAGAACUUAAUAGCUUACUAAUUUUCAAACCGAUCUUAACCAACUAUACUUAUACACAAGGAAACAAUAAAUUUAAUAAAAACAACGGAAAACAAUAAUUGCCGGGCAGGAAAUUGAGCGCGAAUUGGAUUGGAUUCGAUUUGUUGAGUAGCAUUAUUAAAAACAAUCUAUAGUUGAUACAUUUGAAAUGGAAAGAGGAUAGAAAUAUAUAUAUGUACAUUUAUUACUAUUUUGGUAAAAAUUAUCGACAAAUAUAAAAUGGAACUUCGUAUAGUUGAAUAUAAUUUUAUCGAUGCAAAUAAAAUCAAAUAUUCAUGCAUGGUUUCCAGAGCCGUGCUUUAGGCCUACAAAUUAAAACUUUGAACAACCGUU